AAUUUUCGCUUCGAUUCAAAGCCAAGUUUUCUAAAUUUUGUAACUUUGCAAGAAGUUGUGUCUAUAGCCAACGAGAACGUUAAAAAAAUCAGAUUGAAAAUCAUGGCACUAAUUUUCAAUAUAUUAUUUCUUGUCAUAGUAGCGGAAAAUUUUGCUGGUACAUUUGCGACAGAUUACUGCAAAUUAAAAUCAUGUGAACACAAAGGCAUUCAUACCAUGUGCACCUACACCUCGCCAAAACCGGCGAAAACAUGCAAGGAAUGGCGUGAUCAAGGUUUUAGUGAUGCUGAAAGGAAAGCUAUAGUAGAUAAACACAAUCAACUGAGGCAGAAGGUUGCAUCGGGUAAGGAAAAGAGAGGAUCGAAUGGCCCGCAACCGGCGGCGGUUCGUAUGCCGGAUUUGACCUGGGACAAAGAACUAGAGACAAUUGCGCAAAGAUUGGCCAAUCAGUGCGAUUACGGUCAUGAUAAAUGUAGAGACGUAGAAAGCUUCCAAGUUGGCCAAAAUAUAGCCGAGAGAUCUAGUUCGAUUAAAGAUGCCACUAGUGUGGACGAGAUGAUACAAUCGUGGUAUGAUGAAGUGGCUCAUUUUGAUAGACGUGUCCUUUCGUCAUUUGCAGAUCCUGAUGGAAGCAUAGGACAUUAUACACAGAUCGUCUGGGCUGACACAACGAAAAUCGGAUGCGGACGAAUAAAAUACAAGCAACCACAUAGUAUGUUUGCACAUUAUUUAGUUUGCAACUACGGUCCAAGUGGAAACGCAAGAGGCACAAAAGUAUAUGAAAUAAAGAAAUAGAUUUCGUCAUCCUCGAUAAUUUUAUAUGUAUAAAAGAUGGUCGGGAAAAAGUAAGCAAAAAGAGUCCAUUCUUUUACAAGACUAUCUCUUUAUACGUGAACAUGACGCUUUUUCGAUUACACCUUGAAUUGGAGCAGCAAUAAAAAUAUCAACAACAAUAUCUUUAACAAAAACUUUAGCAAAACCUAUAAAUAAGAAUGUAUUAAAUUUUUGAGAAAAUUAUUUUCGUCUAAGAUUUUUGCGCACGUGGUGUAAUCUUUUUUUCACAUUUUCCCCUAAAAAGUUUCAUCCGCUCGGAUUGAUUUGCUCACACUUGAGCGGAAAUAAAUUUUAAAUAACUGCUUUAUGCAACCGUUUGUAUUUCGUAAGGUAACGUUUGAAGUGUAAUUGAAAAGAUUUGUGAGUCAUUCGUUUAUUUGUAAUUAACUAAUUUGUUUCCACCCGGCAUUUAGCCAGAAUAGAUAAAUUAAAUAAAGUUUUUAUAUAGAAUUAUGCAAACAAUAAUACACGAUAUGCAAAUAAUAAUACAUAUAUGUAUAUAAAUCUUACUAUGUAAAGUACAUUAAUAGAAAAUGUUACGCAGUGUUACGCAAUGCUAUGUGAUUGUGCCUGUGGUCUUACAUUUUUUAUUAAUGUUCAAAAUCGUAAAUACAAAUCUGUUGAUCAAUUGCAAACGAAAAUGUAUCGAUUAAAAGAAUAUAUGUGGACCCAAUUGAAUUAAAAUUGUAUUUGAUGAAAA
This is a messenger RNA of Vollenhovia emeryi, 1534 nucleotides long. Its product is annotated as venom allergen 3-like. Gene Ontology annotation, cellular component: extracellular region. The record is from RefSeq and is a predicted model, not a curated record. Bases 103 to 795 code for a protein of 230 amino acids. The transcript has 5 exons. Lineage: Eukaryota; Metazoa; Arthropoda; Insecta; Hymenoptera; Formicidae.